Molecule: messenger RNA, 1078 nt
Organism: Drosophila busckii
Lineage: Eukaryota; Metazoa; Arthropoda; Insecta; Diptera; Drosophilidae
Product: myosin regulatory light chain, striated adductor muscle
Exons: 4
Coding region: 149-841 (230 amino acids)
Biological process (GO): post-embryonic development; locomotion
Cellular component (GO): cytoplasm; myosin II complex
Molecular function (GO): calcium ion binding; myosin heavy chain binding
Source: RefSeq, a predicted model, not a curated record
ACAAAAUAUAUAAAAAUUCGUUUUUUUUUUCGUUGGGUGACCACAAAAUUUUGCUGUGGAGUCUGCGGCAGAACGUUGAUGGUCCUCAGUGCGAGAGGUUGUGCAUGGAAUUAAACAUUUUGUUGUCUAGUGUAAAACGUUAGGCAAAAUGUCUAUGGAUCCUGCAGUGUCGUUGGAGGAUCUGGAGCGCCGACGUCGUCGAGCCAGUGCGACACGCAAGGCUUCCAUGACGCUGCAGGCGCAGUCAACGCUGCCCGAGUCGGAGGCCAUGGCGGUCAUCAAUGAGAUAUUCAAUCCCAAGCUGAAGCUGCCAGAGAGCACGGGACACUAUACGCUGCCAGAGGAGCUGAGUGCACACGAUUUGGUUUCACCACAGGAUUUGGAUAUUGCCAAGUUAGCCGAGUUGAAGGAAGUCUUUUUGCUCUUCGAUACGGACUGCGAUGGUCUCAUAUCGAAGGAUGACCUGCGCUUUACCUACACGGCGCUGGGCAAUGAGCCCAACGAGCAGCUUCUGGAGCAAAUGAUGCAGGAAGCGCACGAGCCAUUGGACUAUGAGGCAUUUGUGCAGUUAAUGUGCCGACGCACGCAAGAGCUGGACCCAGAGGAUGUGCUGCUGGAAGCUUGGAGCAAAUGGGAUGACUAUGGCACGGGCAAAAUUGACGAACGCAAAAUAUACGAGGAGCUGACCAACUAUGGUGACAAAAUGAGCGUUAAGGAGGCCAAGGAGGCGCUCAGUCAUGCGCCCAUGGCCAAGCCCAAAACGUUGGAGGAGCCGCCAAUGAUUGAUUAUCCCGCCUUCUGUCGCAUGCUGAGCGGCAUGCGAAAGCCCAAAAAGCAUUAGCACAAACAUAAACUAAAUAUGCGAUUAACUAAAUUAUUUUUUACACGCAAGAAUGCUUCAAACAGUGCAGAGUCCUUUCAAAAUAUUUAAAUAGUGCAACAAAUUCGCUCAAACCCAACUCGUCACACUAUUGUAAUUUAUUUAUUUAUGUAGCUUUGUUUCUUAGCAAGUUUGUAUGCUAACCUUAACGCCAACUUUUGUUAGAUAUUCUAUCAAAAUAAAUGAUGAGGAACCAAA